Messenger RNA from Colossoma macropomum (tambaqui), 654 nucleotides. RefSeq names its product urokinase plasminogen activator surface receptor-like. Bases 11 to 628 code for a protein of 205 amino acids. The record is from RefSeq and is a predicted model, not a curated record. The transcript is spliced from 5 exons. Lineage: Eukaryota; Metazoa; Chordata; Actinopteri; Characiformes; Serrasalmidae.
UCCACCAACAAUGAAGCUGCAACUAACACUGGUGCUCAUCUGUGUGCUUUUCCCAAAAGCACUGACACUGAACUGUUACCAGUGUAUACCAAGUGCGUCUGGAACAUGCACAGACACCCAGACGACCUGUACAGAUCAGUGUGGCAGUGCAACCGCUGUUGUGACUAUUGGUGGUGUACAACAGCAGGUAAGUACAAAGACCUGCUUAGCUUCAGGACUGUGUGUCUCUGGAAGCCUAAAUAUUGGAUUUGGGACGAUGACCUUCAACUCACAGUGCUGCAGCACUAAUCUCUGCAACAGCCAGAACGUGGCAGCUUUGUCACAAGGGUCUGCGAAUGGAAAUAAGUGUUACACCUGUAUUAACAAUGACUGCACAGGAACUGUGAACUGUGCGGGGACUGAAGAUCGCUGCAUCAGUGCCACAGUUUACUACAGUAAUAGUCAAGUGACUGCGAAAGGCUGUGUGAGCAAAAGUCUCUGUACUACGGACACAUCAAACCUGCAGGCAGUUGGAGUCACUGGAAGUGUGACCUGCUGUGAGGGGAACCUGUGUAACAGUGCUGAGGGGGUUAAACUGAGUCUCCUCAUCAUGCUGGUUCCUCUGCUCUCCUCCAUCCUCUUCAUCUGAACUUUCUGCUGCUCAAACACCUUUUU